AUGGCCACGCUGAGUGUAAAGCCAGGACAGCGGUUCACCUUGCCGAGCUGGCACGCCAACUCCCAGCUCAUCUCGGCUGACGCUGAACGCCAGCGUUCUGCUUCCCACCGAGUCCGUCAGGAAGCCCGAGCUCUCCGCAACGAAACCAACAACCAGACGAAAUGGGAUGAGCAUGACAACCAAACCCGCCUGGCUGAACGUAUCAGGAAUGUGAACAGAUGGAAGGAGACCCUGGACAAAUGCCUCGCAGACAUAGAUGCGGAAAUCGAUGCCUUAGCCAAAGUGAAGGAUGCGGCAGAAGGUGCCCUCCAGGCAAAGAAUUUGCCCCUGGAGGUUUCCAUUGAGUGCCUGACGCUCCGUGAGAGCCGCCGUGCCAUCGAUGUGGUGAGGGACCCUGUGGAGGAGGAGCUGCACAAGGAGGUGAAGGUGAUAGAACAAGCCAAGAGACAACUGCAGCAGAGAGUGAACGAAGCCUUCGAACAGCUCUGCAUCUUACAGGAAGCGCGCCAGCAGCUGAGCGGUGACCGCCGGUGCAAGAUGGAAGCAUUGGAAAUAGAUCGCAUGUGCUUAUCCCUCAGCGUGAACUCUCCCAACAUCUCCUUCAAGGCCAACCCAGCACGGGUCCCAAACGGAUCAACUACGCUUGAUGAGUGGGAACAGAACAGCCAGUGUAACAAGGAGCACGCUGAGGCAGAAGUGAGAGCCUCGACCGAGCUCCGAGAAGCAGCAGUGCUUGCCAUUGCGCAGACAAACAACGAGCUGGAGGCUCAGCGCGUGGCUACAGAGUUUGCCCUGCGCAAGAGGAUUAGAGAGCUGGAAAGAGCCUACGAUGAGCUGAAAUGGCAGGAGCAGAAUACCUUGGAGGAAAUUGCUGAAAUGGAGGAGGACAUCCGGCGCUUGGAGGAAGAUCUUCGGAGGAGAACGCAGGAUCUGAAGGUGGCGCACACCCGCCUGGAGACCCGCACCUAUCGGCCCCACAUGGAGCUCUGCCGGGAUCAGGUCCAGUACGGGCUGACGGAUGAGGUCCAGCAGCUGGAGGGAACGAUCCGAGUGCUCAGACAGAAGCUGGCAGAGUCACAGGAUGCCUUGGAUGCUCUUUACAGACAACUUCACCGCAUUCAGACAGAUAUUGGCUACAAAGCCAGUUCCCUGCUGCUGGACAACAAGUGCAUGGACAGCCGGAGAAAACUCGUGGUCCCUGCCGAGAAAUUUGUGCCAGAGGUCGGCACUUUCAGCCGGACCACGCACCAUGCACUGAAGAACGGGCAGCUGGAGUUGGCUUAG
Messenger RNA from Eurypyga helias (sunbittern), 1284 nucleotides. RefSeq names its product tektin 2 (testicular) (gene TEKT2). The transcript has 9 exons. Lineage: Eukaryota; Metazoa; Chordata; Aves; Eurypygiformes; Eurypygidae. The record is from RefSeq and is a predicted model, not a curated record. Gene Ontology annotation, cellular component: microtubule cytoskeleton; nucleus. Gene Ontology annotation, biological process: cilium movement involved in cell motility; cilium assembly. Bases 1 to 1284 code for a protein of 427 amino acids.